GACACGGUCAAGGACGGGCGGGUAGGUAGUGUGUGAUCCGCCGACUGGCUGUGUCAGUGUAUGUGUUCUACCUAGAACGUCCUGAUCGGGCAUAUUUUUGUUUCCGGCCGAUUCGCCAGUGUGGGGUGUACCGGUGGCCAUCGCGAAGCUCACUGUCAUCAAGACUGAUGGUGGCCUACUUGAUCUCAAAUGCUUUAUUGAAACAAUGAAUGUUCUAGUUCUACUCUUUAUAACUAUAACCGUUUAUUUACUUAAAUGAUUGAUGACUAUUUCUUUAUAUAUGAUAACAACUACGGUAAUGGUGGAUAAUAUUAAAUUAAUUUGUUUAGUUCACCACCGAAGGCCCCUGUGGGAUGCAACAUGCAAGAACUACCAAAACAGGGAAAUGGCCAGGCAACUUUGGCAGGAAAUAGGUGUAGAACUCGACAAUACAAGUAUGUAAAUAGUAAAUGUAUUUUGACUAUUUCUUAAAUUUCAAUUAUUUUAACCAUCAUUUUAAUCUUUCACGAUUAUUGUGGGGCUCUAAAUACUAAAUGCAAGCUCUUGUUUGCACUGACUGAGUGGCCAGAUGUAAACUCCUCAAAGGAUCACUGAUCAGAAUAUUUUAUAAUGGACUAAAUGGAAGUAAUUCAACAACCAAAAAAAGUUAAUUCAGAGCUUUUGAUUUGUACAUGCUUUUGCUCUGUCCUCUGUUGAUAUAAAUGCUCAUAUUCCCAAAUCGCUAUAUGAUCGCUGAUGAAAUUGCUCAUAGUCCCUGUAAAUAGUCUGUUGUUUUUGUGUGCAAUCUCAAAUUCAUGAAUUCUAAAGGAGUAUCAAUUUUGAAAAGAUGUUUUUAUACAAAGAUUAUUUUUUUCAUUUGAUUUUCAGUUCAAACUGUAAAAAUGAAGUGGCAAAAUUUAAGGGAUACCUUUCGCAAAGAAUACAGGAAAUGCUCACGAGAAAAUGCCCCUCAAUCAACAUGGAAGUUUUACAAACAGCUUUUGUUCCUAGUGGAUGGUUUUUGUAAGAAAGACCUAUGUUAUGGUACCGAUACAAGUGAGUCGUCCUUCAAAAUGCAAAAACUUGUUGAUGUUAAAAAACCUGAUGCUUUGAAUCAGCUUAAGUCACUCGACCAGACACAAACCAACCAACUGGGAAAAGUGUAUAGCAGAAGAAAUUCACUUAAACUUAAAGAUAUUAAGAGAGAUGAAGAUUAUUAUUUCCUUAUGAGUUUACUACCGUAUCUUCGUGAUGUUCCAAAAAGGAGAAAGCUUGCUACUAGAAUACGUCUACAACAAGUAUUGCUGGAAGAGAGUAAACAAGAAAAGCAAAGCCCCAAUGCAUCUGAAUCAUCAUUUGGAAAUAAUGCUGUUUCACCUCCCUCACCAAAUGCUAUGCAAGGGAGCCCAAAUGACACACAACUUUCAUUAGUAUUAUUCUGUCAGUCAGAUCCUAUGGGGAGCUAGACUGGCAACCCCCUUCCAAUUCCAAAAUGUUUUUUUAAUAUUAUGUUUUAAAAUUAAAAUCUCUUGUUACCGGUACUUGAAUGUUUAAAUUUCUUAUGUCAAUAUUCUGUGGUAUCAGACCUGUGUUGAAUUCUUUCUUCUUGCCAUUUGAAUAGGCUCUCAUCAGAUUCAUGUUGAAUGUAUAGAUCUAUGUCAUUUAAAAGAUUAUUGGCUAACUUAUUUCCUCAGAUGUACAUUUUUUCUAACUGUAUGAAAGUUGUCAUUUGACACAAACCAUGGACACAUUUUUACAAUUUUUUCAAUGCAGACAAAGGGGGUAACGGUUCUUUAAAAAAAAAGGAAAAAAAAAUAUUUUGCAGUUCAUACAUAUUUUUUCUAAUAUUGCUAAAAUGUAGCAUGAUAAGUAAUCAAAUUUCCUUAUAAAAAAUAAUGUGGAUUGUCAGGGCACUUUAUGUACAAAAUUAAAAUGAUAAAGUAUCAUAAAGGCAAAUCAUCUAAGCAAUUUUUGAAGCAUCAUUUUCACUGUACAGUACCGUACAUGAAAAUAAUAAUUCCAUAUGAUACUAUACCUACAAAUAUAUUUUUACUAAACCAUAGAUGUGAUAAGAUAGUGUUGUACUUGUGAGGAAAUGUGUGUUGACUGUGAAAUAAAGACAAACUCAUGGCUUAUCUAUAAUUUAGCAAUACACAAUUCCUGUUCAAGUUAAAACACUAAGUUCUGUCACUAGUGCUACACUAUAAAUACAUUUUUCUUCACCUUAGAAUAUAAAAAUAUUAAGAUGAUUUAGGUACUCUCAGUUUUGUAGGUCACUCAGAAGUACUCCCAGUUAUAGCUUUUAAAUAGAGGAACAUACAGUUUAUGCCAGCCAAUUGCUCUGUUGUUAAUUUUUUUUUUUCAAAGAGUGAAACU
Molecule: messenger RNA, 2355 nt
Organism: Lymnaea stagnalis (great pond snail)
Lineage: Eukaryota; Metazoa; Mollusca; Gastropoda; Lymnaeidae
Source: the annotation of a GenBank genome assembly